Molecule: messenger RNA, 1926 nt
Organism: Mercenaria mercenaria
Lineage: Eukaryota; Metazoa; Mollusca; Bivalvia; Venerida; Veneridae
Product: 2-hydroxyacyl-CoA lyase 1-like
Exons: 15
Coding region: 82-1809 (575 amino acids)
Biological process (GO): fatty acid alpha-oxidation
Cellular component (GO): peroxisome
Molecular function (GO): magnesium ion binding; catalytic activity; thiamine pyrophosphate binding
Source: RefSeq, a predicted model, not a curated record
UUUCAUUGGUAUAUUGUAUCUUGUUCGGUACAGUAUGGUAUAGAGAUAAAACAGGUUUCAGUUUAGUCACAUGAUCUAAAAAUGGCAGACGAUUCAAGAGUGGAAGGAUGUGCCGUUUUGGCAAAAUCAUUAAAAGAUCAGGGUGUGGAAUAUGUAUUUGGUAUUGUUGGAAUCCCAGUCAUUGAGGUGGCCAUGGCCUGCCAGAAGGAGGGGAUCAAAUUUAUUGCCAUGAGGAAUGAACAGGCUGCAUCUUAUGCUGCAUCUGCCAUUGGUUACAUGACAGGAAAACCAGCAGGAUGUCUGGUUGUGUCAGGUCCAGGCUUGGUUCAUGCCCUGGCGGGAAUGUCAAAUGCCAUGGAAAAUUGCUGGCCAAUGAUAGUGAUAGGUGGGUCGUCAGAGCGUGAUCAGGACAAAAUGGGAGCGUUCCAGGAAUAUCCACAAGUAGAAUGUUCUAGAUUAUACACAAAAUUCACAUGUCAGCCCAGUAGGAUAGAGAGAAUCCCAUACUAUGUUGAAAAGGCAUAUAGAAGCAGUAUAUAUGGUCGUCCAGGUCCAGUUUAUAUUGAUAUCCCAGGGAGCUUUGUCAUGACCACAGUUCCUGAGAAAGAUGUACGUUACGUUCCAAGAUGUCCGCCACCACCAAAGGUCUGUGCUGCGACAGCCGAUAUCAAGAGAGCCAUUGAUCUCUUAUCCUCGGCAAAGAGCCCACUAGUCAUUGUUGGAAAAGGUGCUGCUUAUUCGCGUUGUGAGAAUGAAUUGAGAACGUUGGUGGAGAACUGCAAACUGCCCUUCCUUCCUACACCCAUGGGUAAAGGCACAUUACCCGAUGAACAUCCACUUUGUGUGGCACCAGCUAGAUCUAAAGCAUUAAAGGAUGCAGAUGUUAUUUUAUUGCUUGGAGCAAGACUCAACUGGAUCCUUCAUUUUGGAGCACCACCUAGAUUUAGACCUGAUGUGAAAAUAAUACAGGUUGACAUAUGUUCGGAGGAGAUAGGUAACAAUGUUCAACCAGCUGUUGGUCUUGUAGGUGAUUUAACAUCAGUCCUUGCACAGAUGAAUGAAGAGCUUGGUGGAAGACCUACAAAGUUUGUGUUUGACCCUGCUGCCCCCUGGUGGAAAGAUCUGAAUGAGAAAUUGGAAAAAAACAGGAUCAGUGUGCAGAAACAGUCACAAGAUAAAACUGUACCACUUAAUUAUUAUGCUGCCUUUGAUGAGGUUAACAAAUUAAUUCCUAAAGAUGCAAUAGUUAUCAGUGAAGGAGCAAACACAAUGGACAUCAGCAGAUCUUGUAUACCAAAUGCACUUCCAAGACACAGACUUGAUGCUGGUACUUUUGGCACUAUGGGUGUUGGUGUAGGAUUUGCCAUCGCAGCUGCGGUAUACUGUAGAGACUAUGCUCCAGACAAACGUGUUAUAUGUAUCCAAGGUGACAGUGCAUUUGGAUUCUCUGGGUUUGAGGUAGAGACUGUCUGCAGAUAUAGACUGCCCAUUGUGUUUGUUAUUAUAAACAAUAAUGGAAUAACAAGGAGUUUCAAUGAAGAGGUAUUCAACAGUUUAGAAGAAACAGACAGACUUAUAAGCCAUCCACCGACAGUUCUAUCGCCAAAUGCAAGGUAUGACAAAGUGCUGGCAGCAUUUGGAGGCAAUGGUUACUUCGUGGAGAAGCCGGAGGAUAUACAAAAAGCUCUGAGAGAAUCCCUGGCCAACAAGAAGCAGGCUUCCAUGUUGAAUAUCAUGAUCAAUACAAUGGCAGACAGACGUGUUCAGGAGUUUUCAUGGCUCGGAUCCAUUCAGCCUAGCAAAAUGUGAAACCAGCAAAAAGUGAGACCAGCAUAAUGUGAAACUUGCAAGAUGUGAGAACAACAUGAUGUGCGAUCUUGCACUGUUCAUACACAGUUUAUAGUUUAUAGUUUAUUUGAGUUCAAA